This is a messenger RNA of Conger conger (European conger), 1981 nucleotides long. RefSeq names its product vestigial-like family member 3 (gene vgll3). The coding region runs from base 334 to 1224 and encodes 296 amino acids. The transcript is spliced from 4 exons. Gene Ontology annotation, cellular component: nucleus. NCBI's taxonomy places the organism in Eukaryota, Metazoa, Chordata, Actinopteri, Anguilliformes, Congridae. The record is from RefSeq and is a predicted model, not a curated record. Gene Ontology annotation, biological process: regulation of transcription by RNA polymerase II.
CUCCGCCGCUCGAAGUGUAUAGAAAGAGAGGGUGGUGGGCGUAAGGCUGCUCGCGUAAGCUCUCCAAUUGGUAUUUACUGCAAAGGCAAACUUCCCUCCAAUCAGAGGGGCAACGGAAACUUUGAGGUUUCGGGUAGUCGUCGCCCUCGUUCGUUUUCUAUUUUUGAUGCUUGGUCUGAGAAAAAUCCGAUGUACUCGCUUUUGUUUGUAUGCUAAUAAUUUCUUUUUCACGCGGCGAUGCUUUUGUUCAUAGUCGGGGUUAUAUAGCGAGGAUGCUGCUUACCCGGGGCUAUCUCAGUUUGCAGAGACCCGAGGAGAUAUAACUGCAGUGCAAUGAGUCGUCUGGAUGUAAUUUAUCAUCAGGGUUAUGGAGCCCAUCCUUAUCUACCGGCGACAUCAGCCGCUGCGGCAGCGGUAGCGUACAAAGCCGCGUAUUUCCACCGCCAACAGCAACAGCAGAGGAAGCUGUGCUCCUACAGCAGGAUGCAGGACUCUGUGGACGGGGGUGUGCAGGCCAGGCAGACGCAGACCCUGCCUAGGGAGCAGGAGGAGAGGAGGGGCGGGGAGGAGGGCCCCCAGCCCAAGGAGACGCACCCUGCCGAGGCGGAGUACCUGAGCUCCAGGUGUGUCCUCUUCACCUACUUCCAGGGGGACAUCGGGGAUGUGGUGGACGAGCACUUCUCCCGAGCACUGAGCCAGACCAGCGCGACCCGAGGCCCAGCCAGAGGGCUGUGGAGAGAUGGAGGAGCUCUAGCCUCAGGACAGUGCAGCGGUUUCCCAUCAGCCCUCUGGGGUGGCGGAUACCCCUCCCAGGCCAGCCCUCGCCUCUCCUCGCUGCACCCCGAAUUCUCCCCCAGCGCGGCGGCCUUUCAGGCCUCAGACCCUGCAGCCUGGGCCCCCGAACCCUGGCCCUACCCCCUGGGGUCUCAGAGCGCCGGGGGUUACGCUCACGUGCACGAGCUCUACCCCCACGUGCACGCCCGCCACGCCCACCAUCACAUGCUCCACCACGCUCACACCCACAGCCCUGCCCUGGACGCUCGGUUUGGCUCGCUGCUCCUGCCCGGCAUGCGCCCGUCCGGAAGCCCCGCCCCCCAAGGCGAGGGGGGGCGGAGCGAGCCAGAUACCGCCACGCACGGCUGGCCCGCCUCCUUUCAUGGGUCAGUGGAUGUUUACGAGUCGGCUCUGGAUCAGGAGAAAGGGAAGACACCUGUCUGGUUCUGAGCAGAAAGUGAAGGCACCUGUCUGGUUCUGGAAGGUUCUGGACUUGCUGCAUCGUUAUGGACAAGUUCUUGUGUGGAGAAGACCCACGAUCCACUGUGUGGAGUUCGCUCCGGGAAAAAAAGCUGCCGCUUUCCUGGUAAUUCACUCAGGAAGGGGGGGAAACUCGGAGCACUGGCAGUGCGAUGUCUUUGGGCAGCAGCAGUGUUUCGCUAAAGCAAACAGGGCUGUCUAAGCCUCAGUUCCCCAGCCUGUCCUCCGGAGCGGCACAGUUAAUGGAAAUCAGGGGGGAGUGACCGCCAUUUUGUGCCAAGGAGAAAGCUCUCACAAGAGGAAUGCCUAAACUGUAAAUAUAUUAUGUAUAUUUAAAAUGUUUACCUUUGUGUUCUUGAGGUCCAUCUUGACUGAAUGUGAGUCUGUUGUUCUCUGUUCUUAAAUAGUUCUGUUUAAAGAACUGUUCAAGUCUGUAUGUCACAGUGUGGUCCCUGUGCUUUUAUUUUGCAUGCAAAUAAAGAUUUUUGUUGUUUAUCUUACGCUGUGGUUUCAACCAAUAGUUUAUAUUUUUCUGAUUAUAAUUUGUCCUGUUUGUUUCUGGGCUUCAGUGAACUGGGAAAGCUUUUGUUUAUGUGAUGUUCAUUUUACUCUUAUGGGUGGAAGCAAUGCGACUUUAAAUUGCUAAGUUCUGUUGGCAAGUAUUAUAAUGUAAAUUGCAUUUAGAGCUGAUGGAAUCUGGAUAUUAAACAUGCUGACUUUAGUCAAA